AUGACGACGAAUAUAUCUGAGUGUGUGAACUCGAUCCUCAAGGGUGUCAGAAACCUCCCUGUGUGCUCGCUAGUCAAGGCAACAUACGGCAGGUUGGCCGAAUUAUUUGUUCGCAAAGGGAGGGAGGCUGAGGCGCAGAUGGGUACCGGACAACAAUUUAGUCAGCACUUGGUGAAGUGUAUAGAGGCCAACUUGAAGACGGCUAGGUGCUUCACGGUAACUGUGUACGACAGGGAUAACUCCGAGUUCACCGUUGCAGAGACAACUCUGACUGGUUCUUUCUCACUGGGUACCUACAGAGUCUCGCUUGCAUCUCACACAUGUGACUGCGGAUACUUCCAGGCACUUCAUUUCCCGUGUCCCCACGCACUGGCAUGCUGUGCCUACUCACGGCUUACAUGGGAGCCUUACGUCCACCAGGUGUAUCGUCUUAGUUCGGUCUUCAGUGUGUAUCAGAUGGGUUUUACACCUCCCAUUCCGGAGGAUUUCUGGCCACCAUAUGACGGGCCAACUGUCAUCCCUGACCCCAAUAAGAGGCGUGCGAGAGAGGGUCAUCCCAGGUCCACUCGGAUAUGGACCAAUAUGGACGAGGCAGAUCCGAACCGGCCAAAGAGAUGUGGGCUUUGUCGGUAG
Messenger RNA from Arachis duranensis, 633 nucleotides. RefSeq lists its product as uncharacterized. The record is from RefSeq and is a predicted model, not a curated record. The coding region runs from base 1 to 633 and encodes 210 amino acids. NCBI's taxonomy places the organism in Eukaryota, Viridiplantae, Streptophyta, Magnoliopsida, Fabales, Fabaceae. The transcript has a single exon. Gene Ontology annotation, molecular function: zinc ion binding.